UAUGGCGGCGAUGCAACUUUGAGGGACACAUUACAUCAGCAAGUGGGCUUCUCCGCUUGACAGACGGAGAUAAAAUGGAAAAUUCAAAUGUCGGAGAGGAUGAAAGUUCUUCAAAAGAGUUUUUCUGCCUCAUGAGAGUGGGGAGAAAGUCAGACUGGCUGCAUUUACCCGAAAAUACCACGACCAGCGUCGGACGCAACUCGAUGGUAAAUUACCAGCUGGUGUCUUCAAGCUGUCCCCUGAUGAUCUCCAGGCUGCACUGCAUCUUCAGUCAAAAAUCAGGACGGUGGACAGUCAUGGACAACAAGUCUCCUAACGGCGUUUGGGUGAACAGGAAGCGUGUACCUCCACUUGAGCAUUUUCCGCUCAAGCUUGGAGACUCUGUACAGAUCGGAGUUCCUGUGGGUGGAGACCGAGUGGAGUUCGACUACGUCUUCACCCGGUGUCCACAGGAAGACAUGAAGUUCUGCAUGGCGAGGCAGACUAGUGAGACGAUUGUCAUCCAGGAAAACCUCAAGAGAAAGCGGGCAACCGAACAAGAAGAGCCGUCCACCUCAGAGCCGAAGCCCUCUUUAGACGAGUCAGUCUCAAAGCCUUGUCCUCUGUCUGUGAAACGCCGACGGCAGAUGAAACAGCUGCAGCAGCAACAGCAGGAGGAGGAGAUGGAGGAAGAGGUGGACAACACCUCUGACCUGGAAAAGCUGCAAAUGUACAGCCAGAACAUCCGGAUGAUGAGGGCUCAGGUAGCUCUGCUGGAAGGAAAGCACCGACACGGAGACUCCCUCCCAGCGGAGGAGGUCACAGUGUCGCGCGGCCUUCUGGAGAUGAUCCGCUCCAAAAUGCACAGGAUGGAAUUGUUAGAGAAGUCUUUCAAUGAAAGUAAAAAGCAGCUCAAGGAGCAGAAAACACAGCAUCAAGAGGAGCAUUUGAAAAAGCAGCUAGAAGAAGCCUUGCAAGAGCAAAAGAAGGUGAUGGAGGAACUCGCCGUCUCUCGACAAGGUUUCGAAGAAAUGCUGUCGGCCAAAAACAAAGAACUGGAAGUCACGAAGGAGGAAAAGGAAAAGGCGAGAGCGCAGAAAGAUGAAGUGGUGACACAAGUGACCGAAGUCCUGGAGAACGAGCUGCAGUGCAUCAUCUGUGCAGAACUCCUCAUCAAGGCCGUCAUCCUCAACUGUGCUCACAGCUUCUGCAGCUACUGCAUCAAUCAGUGGCGCAAGAAGAAAGACGAGUGUCCCAUCUGCCGGGAGGCCAUCCAGUCUCAGACGCGCUGCCUGGCGCUGGACAACUGCAUCGACGGCAUGGUGGAGAACCUGAGCGCCGAGAUGAAGACGCGACGGCAGGCCCUCAUCAAAGAGAGAUCAAGAGCAUCCAUGUUGCCACUUUUGUGCACGAUUCGUCAGAAGAGUCAAAACUGCGGGAACAAGGUGCCGCCUGUUUACUCUGUAAUGUGUCUUAUCUUUACACAGUACAGCCUCUGCAAACAGUGAGUUCAUCCUCUCCCAGGUAUUAAACCUCUUUCUUUGUUUUUGUUUUUCUUUUCCCUCCUCUGUUUCAGGAGUUGACCUCACACCUUCAUCCACGACUGAAGACGUCAGUAAACCGCAGCGUCAGUUGAGAAUUAGUUUAAUUGUCACACUGUCACUUUUAGGUUUACAGUUCGUUUUUUUUUUUUUUCCAUUUCUCUCAGAUGUUUCCUCGAGGGUUUGGGAUUUAGAGCUCAAAGGUUGUUUUCAACUGAGCUCUUUGUACUUGUAUGUAUUUUUGUUGUGAAUUAAGCUAAAGAAAGGUUUCUGACCUGAAUUUUCAGCCGUUUCUGCAGGUUCUGAUGGUUUAAAGUUAAAUUUCUGUGAGAUUUAAGAUUCUGUCGACAUGAACUGACUUAAUGUAUAAUUUUUUUUAAUAAAUUUAUGAUAUAUAUUUUUGCCUCUAAUAAAUCAGUUUUUUUCAUGUUUAUCUUAAUUUAAAUAGACUGUAGAUAGGUUGUAUUUUGUUUGUAUGACUUUUUACUCCACUUCUUUUUGAAACCUUCACACAGAAAGCAAACAUUUUUUUGCACUUCCCAAAACAAUAAAAAUGAAUUUCCUCUCUUGAUCUGACGGCUUCUCCUUAAAGGGGCAGUUUGGGAUGCGAGUCAUGCCUCUGUUGAACACUAGGUGGUGGUGUUGAGUCGGCUUCAAGUGAGGAUGUUGGACACCCCAACUGUGUGGCUGAUCUCUACACUACCAUGUCAUGCCAGAUGCUCUGAAUAUGAUUUGGAAAUGCUUAAUUAAAAACCUUUUUAAAAUUGAAAAAUCAAGUUUUUCUCUAAGUUGUAAGCGUUCUCUUUUUUUAGCUGUAUUUAUCUUUGACUUUUACGACUUAAACUGUAAAAUUCUUAAAUAUAGGGUUUCAAAUAAUGUUUAUGCAGAAAAUGAAUGUUUUCAUUGUAUUGUUAAAUAAACUCACUAGUC
Messenger RNA from Salarias fasciatus (jewelled blenny), 2450 nucleotides. It is a transcript of the gene rnf8, whose product is annotated as ring finger protein 8, E3 ubiquitin protein ligase. Lineage: Eukaryota; Metazoa; Chordata; Actinopteri; Blenniiformes; Blenniidae. The transcript is spliced from 9 exons. Gene Ontology annotation, cellular component: nucleus; ubiquitin ligase complex; cytosol. The record is from RefSeq and is a predicted model, not a curated record. Gene Ontology annotation, biological process: double-strand break repair; protein K48-linked ubiquitination; ubiquitin-dependent protein catabolic process. Bases 75 to 1487 code for a protein of 470 amino acids. Gene Ontology annotation, molecular function: histone binding; ubiquitin protein ligase activity.